Molecule: messenger RNA, 2506 nt
Organism: Micropterus salmoides (largemouth bass)
Lineage: Eukaryota; Metazoa; Chordata; Actinopteri; Centrarchiformes; Centrarchidae
Product: septin-9-like
Biological process (GO): cytoskeleton-dependent cytokinesis
Cellular component (GO): cell division site; microtubule cytoskeleton; septin ring
Molecular function (GO): GTP binding; molecular adaptor activity; GTPase activity
Source: RefSeq, a predicted model, not a curated record
UCUGAGGCCUCUGGAUGUGGAGUUCAUGAGACAUCUGAGCAAGGUGGUCAACAUCGUCCCUGUCAUCGCCAAGGCCGACACACUCACCCUGGAGGAGAGGGACUACUUUAAACAGAUGAUUAGGGAAGAGCUGCGAGCCAAUGGAAUCGAUGUUUACCCACAGAAAGAGUUUGACGAGGAUGCAGAGGACAGGCUGAUCAAUGACAAAAUCAGAGAGAUGAUCCCUUUUGCUGUUGUGGGCAGUGACCAGGAGUACCAGGUGAACGGCAAGAGGAUUCUGGGAAGGAAAACAAAAUGGGGCACCAUAGAGGUUGAGAAUAUUGCACACUGUGAGUUUGCCUACAUGCGAGACCUCCUCAUCAGGACACACAUGCAGAACAUCAAGGACAUCACAGGCAGCAUCCACUACGAGACAUAUCGUGUCCGCCGCUUAAAUGAAUCCAAUGGCCAUUUCAGUUCACAACCAUCUGACCAUCCUGCUGUUCAGCCAAAGGCCAACGGUCAGCCUGAGGAGCAGCUCGCUGCCCUGCAGGCCAAUGGAGUGGCUGCUCAGCAUGAAGCCCUGUCCCACGAGAUGUAAAGAGUCCUGUGAGGAGCCACAUUGCCAAUUUAUGAUAUCAGGACACAGCCAGACACAAAACAUACACUCACACAUGUAUUAUGUUUACAUAAACAAGCCCACAUGCACACAGAAUCAUUUUUGAUACAUAGAAGGACUUUUUUGCCAAAAAACUACCUAACUACAGCUUUAAUGAAUCAGGAAGGUACAAGACACAGGGCGCAGAGUAAAUACCAACAUUUUCCUUCCGUGGUCUGUAAAUGUUUUACAUCAUUACAAUUCUGAGCAAAAUCAUGUUUUCCCUGCAGACCUACAUCCUCUACAGAACUCUGAACUCAUCUAAUUCUGACUGCCCAAUGCAAUCUACAUUCACGAUUGUUCAAAGUAAACCAUAAAAGCUUAGCUCAUUACUAAGCUGUGGCUGCUGGGUUUAUAUUUUAGAACAUUCGCUGGCUUUUAAGAACGUAAGUGGAGUGCAGCAGCCAUGCAAGUAAGAUGUAAGUAAAUAAUCAGUGAAACAAUGUACAAGAUUUUGCUCAGAAUCAAUAGCAUGAUAGGAAAAAAGAGAGAUGGAUAAAAAGCCUGUUGCAGGAUAUUGGGUUGACAGGAGGUGUAGUCAUGCAGGGCUGUCCAGAGGAGGAGAAAUGGCAUAAUUCAAAAUGAAGUACAGCAUAUCAGAUGAUACUAGAUUAGCUCUAAACUAGGAGUAAUUGUUCGUGCCACUGGCCUUGUCUGCUUUGUGUUGUGGUGUAUAGUUUUGUAAAGAUACUAGGGUUAAGUAGGGAUAUUUAGAAUAGGUUCAUAGUAUUGUGGAUGAAGUAAAGAUAUUGACAACUGAGCACUGCAAAAUAAUAGAAAAGAAAAGAAAGCAGUAGCAGUGCAGAGCGGCUUUCGGAAAAAUGUGUACUCCUCGUUUUUUCAUUAUGCUUUUGCGACCCCUUUCUGCCAAACCAUCCCGUCUCUUUCUAUAUAAUGCCAAUGUUGUGUAAUACAGUCAUACCUUGCAUUUUACAUCGCUCAUUUAUUAUUGUGUUUUUAUUGCUGUUGUUCAUGUUCUAAUGUUAUUGUAUAAGAUCGGGGUUGUGGCGGAAUCUGUGCAACUGUUGUCCCAUGCAGCCUCUUUUUCUGACUGCAAACCAAAUAAAAGUCCAUUUUUCUGUUCUAAAGAGAAGCACAUACGGUAUAUAGCGUUGAUUUACGAAUAGGUAUUUAUGUGUAUGUUAAGUGUAAUCUGUUAAAUUCAACUUUCAUUCCAGCCAUUGGCUUCCAGAGGUUUGUUAAGGUCUUUAACAGUGAUGAACUUUUAGCUGUAGACAGUAUUUGGGUUUUUUGCAUUCAUACAGUAUGUUGUACCCUGUUGGCUAGGCAGCGCUAUAACUACCACCAAACAACUUUGCCUGCUAGUAAAGUGCAAAAUGGUCUAUAUUUAUACAUUGAUUAAUAAUAAUUACAACCAAUCCUGCCAAUAGAUAAUGGUUUGAAUGAUAACAUUCACAUUGCAAGCUUAAAGCAUUUUGUCGGAGGGAGGAUGUCUCACUACCACUGACAUGAAGAAUUUAUGCCAAAAAACAUUAAAUAACAACCAUAAAAUAACAUGAUGCAACUGAGAAUUUUUGUUAAUAUUUGUGAAAAAAUGUUUAAGUAAUGCAAACUCAAGGAAUAUUUUAUAGAUGCUAAAAACAUUCUCAGUUUCUUAACAGAAUAGUCAGCGGUGUAUUUUCUGCCUCCUUAAGUCACCACAAGAAUAUUUUAUAUAACAUGCAUACAGAAGAGGUAAUGAUUUCAAAAACCAAGAGAACUAUUGUCUUUUAUCCAGAGAAAGUUAUUGGGUUACACUUGGUUUACUGUUGUAUAGUUCUUGUGUAAUUUGUCAUGGUAUGAUAGAUUAAGGUUUUAUCUUUGUUAUGCUAUCUUAAAGAAUAAAGAUUAAUAUUUUUAUUGUUUAAA